AGAGAAACACCAACAAAGAAGGAGAGAGGCCUGCAGAGUCACGUGGGGGCAGAGACCAAUUGGGCCUCCGGUGGCCCCCCCACCCAGGGCGGGGAGGAGGAGGAGGAGGACGGACGGACAGGGCCAGCCUACUGUCCGCCCGCCGCCCGCUGUGGCGUGAAGGAGUUCUUGUGUGCCCACGGUCGCCACUGCCCCACCUGGGCUGCUGGAGCUUCCCCUUGGAGCCCCCGGUGCCCACUGUCCACCACCAUCCAGCGUGAGAGCUCGCCUUCCGCUCCGUGGACGCCGCGGGCAUGGACUAUUCCUACGACGAGGACCUGGACGAACUGUGCCCCGUGUGUGGGGACAAGGUGUCUGGCUACCACUACGGGCUGCUCACAUGCGAGAGCUGUAAGGGCUUCUUCAAGCGCACGGUGCAGAACAACAAGCACUACACGUGCACCGAGAGUCAGAGCUGCAAGAUCGACAAGACGCAGCGCAAGCGCUGUCCCUUCUGCCGCUUCCAGAAGUGCCUGACGGUGGGGAUGCGCCUGGAAGCCGUGCGUGCUGACCGCAUGCGGGGUGGCCGGAACAAGUUUGGGCCCAUGUACAAGCGGGACCGGGCCCUGAAGCAGCAGAAGAAGGCACAGAUUCGAGCCAAUGGCUUCAAGCUGGAGACAGGCCCCCCAAUGGGGGUGGCCCCACCACCGCCUCCCCCGCCGGACUACAUGCUGCCCCCUGGCCUGCAUGCACCUGAGCCCAAGGGCCUGGCCGCUGGUCCACCUACUGGGCCACUGGGCGACUUUGGGGCUCCGACGCUGCCGAUGGCUGUACCCAGCGCCCACGGGCCACUGGCUGGCUACCUCUAUCCUGCCUUCCCUGGCCGCGCCAUCAAGUCUGAGUACCCGGAGCCCUACGCCAGCCCCCCGCAGCCCGGGCCGCCCUACGGCUACCCAGAGCCCUUCUCCGGAGGGCCUGGCGUGCCCGAGCUCAUCGUGCAGCUGCUGCAGCUGGAGCCGGACGAGGACCAGGUACGGGCGCGCAUCGUGGGCUGCCUGCAGGAACCAGCCAAAGGCCGCCCCGACCAGCCUGCGCCCUUCAGCCUCCUGUGCAGGAUGGCCGACCAGACCUUCAUUUCCAUCGUGGACUGGGCGCGCAGGUGCAUGGUCUUCAAGGAGCUGGAGGUGGCCGAUCAGAUGACACUGCUGCAGAACUGCUGGAGUGAGCUGCUAGUGUUCGACCACAUCUACCGCCAGAUCCAGCAUGGCAAGGAGGGCAGCAUCCUGCUGGUCACCGGGCAGGAGGUGGAGCUGACCACGGUGGCUGCCCAGGCAGGCUCCCUGCUGCAUGGCCUGGUGCUGCGGGCACAGGAGCUGGUGCUGCAGCUGCAUGCGCUGCAGCUGGACCGCCAGGAGUUCGUCUGCCUCAAGUUCCUCAUUCUCUUCAGCCUGGAUGUGAAGUUUCUGAAUAACCACAGCCUGGUCAAGGACGCUCAGGAGAAGGCGAACGCUGCCCUGCUUGAUUACACCCUGUGCCACUACCCGCACUGCGGGGACAAAUUCCAGCAGCUGCUGCUGUGCCUCGUGGAGGUGCGGGCGCUGAGCAUGCAGGCCAAGGAAUACCUGUACCACAAGCACCUGGGCAACGAGAUGCCCCGAAACAACCUGCUCAUUGAGAUGCUGCAGGCCAAGCAGACUUGAGCUUGGGCCCGAGGUGGGGGAGGGGGGCGGGCCGGGGCUUGGGGAGGGGCCGCAGCACCCCCACGGCCUCCGGGUGGUUUAUUUUAUUAUGCGGACCCAGGACCCCACCACGGAGGCCCCUGCCCCUGAGCCCUCUGAAGCUCUGUGUUUGGGAAGGUGGGUGAAAGGUGGGCAGGGCCUGGCUGAGGUGGGGUGGUCCCCCCCACUGGCACUUGGCAUCCACUCAAAGUGGCCCAAGGAGGUGGCUGCUAACCACUCCCUCCCUCUCCCCACCCCCCCGCCCCCAGCUGUCUGUCCUGGGGACUGGAGCACAGGCCCGGGGAGGAGGUUUGGAUUCCCCAGUGGGCCUCCGUGUCCUUUGAGUCAGAGGUCAUCUGUCCCCUCUCUCCUGCAGACAGAAGCAGAGGGAGUUGAGCAGACAGCAGCCGGGGGGAGCAGGGAGGGCUUCCAGAAUUUCCUCCCAGAAGCCAGGAGGGCCGCCCUCUGUUUUGUAAACCAGGGCUAACAAGAGUCUGCGAAAUUAGACAAGGGACUGGUGGAGCCUAGAGGACACUGGGAGAACUGGUCAGGCCCCGACGACCCCCUCCCUCAACCUUCUACCCAUCUGACUCCUGCAGGGGGGAUCUUGGAUGUGUUCUCUGAAAAGAAUUUUGCUACAAUCAUCUUUCUAACCCUCUCCCAGCAGGGGAGAACCUGGGCACAUGCCAGCCCCACCCACAGGUGGCCCAUCCAGGCUGGUAUUUGUCUGCAAGGCUGUAGUCAAGAAGUUGCUUGUUUGUUUGUUUCUGUUUUAUUUGUCUUUUAAUUCAGAUACUCCUUGAAAGGUGUGUAUGUGGACGGGCAGGGGGCAGAUCUGAGGAUCGAGGCUGGGAUGUGGGGCUUAGCACCAAAUACAGUCCCUGGCUCCCCCAAACACCCUCAUACCAAGCACCCCACGGUUGGUGCUGGGUCGUUAUUUCUGAGCCCCCACUCCAAUCCAGAGAAGAACUCCCCCCUCCUGCGCCGCCACUAGAUGAACAGCAGGAUGGCUUGUGGGGGGCUCGGAGUCUCUGUGGGUGGGAAUACGGUGACCUUGGGGACAGUAUCUGGAUUCCAGAUCAGGGACAUUGCUGAUGAGCCCUCUUUCACUGGCCCCAUCCCAUUGGGUCCCUUGCUUCAAACCCUUGAUGCGGGGCCUCAACGCCUGUCCUAUGUCCUGAAAGACACUCUCCGGGGCCAGGCCUAAGGGACAGUCCUCUGUCUCCGGGCCGGGCGUCUGCUGUCUGUCCUGCUUUCAUGUUGCCGCUGCAGCUUGCACUGAGCCCGCCUAGUUGGAGAUGACUGGGCAUUCCUGCCCCCGCCUUCCACCACCCCAUCUCAGUCCCUACUCCUCCCCCCGAAACCUGUGCCCUGGCCAGGCUGGAGACCCCCAGCCCCCAAACGAGAAGUGCCCUUAAGAACCCCCCAGCCCUCGCAGUCCUGGAAUAAAUUUUGCAAUUAGUUUCCAGCUA
Messenger RNA from Sus scrofa (pig), 3169 nucleotides. It is a transcript of the gene NR5A1, whose product is annotated as nuclear receptor subfamily 5 group A member 1. Gene Ontology annotation, biological process: hormone-mediated signaling pathway; tissue development; regulation of transcription by RNA polymerase II. Lineage: Eukaryota; Metazoa; Chordata; Mammalia; Artiodactyla; Suidae. The record is from RefSeq and is a predicted model, not a curated record. Gene Ontology annotation, cellular component: RNA polymerase II transcription regulator complex. Gene Ontology annotation, molecular function: zinc ion binding; RNA polymerase II cis-regulatory region sequence-specific DNA binding; nuclear receptor activity.